Molecule: messenger RNA, 1500 nt
Organism: Cyclocybe aegerita
Lineage: Eukaryota; Fungi; Basidiomycota; Agaricomycetes; Agaricales; Hemipholiotaceae
Source: the annotation of a GenBank genome assembly
AUGGUUCUCGGUAUUCUGCAGGCUGUCGUUUCGAAUUACUUCCCAACACAGUUUGCCCUGCACAUUGCUGGUGGCAUCGUCGUUGCCUUGUUCAUCCGAGCUUUCUCGCAAGGGAGAAGGACGAACCGGGAAAGAGACCUCCAUGCCCGGACAAUCUUGGUAACGGGAGGGUUCACGCCUCUUGGUCUUACUUUGCUGCAAAGUCUCGCCCAACGCGGUGCACAUAUCAUCGCUCUUUCCCCCGACCCCAUAGAUUCCGCCAACGUUACAAUCCUCAUCAGCCUUCUUCGCACAACUACUUCCAACGAGCAGAUAUUUGCUGAACACUGCGACCUCACGUCUCCGUCCUCUGUGCGGUCAUUCUGCACCAAAUUCCUCACCGGUAAAGAGCAACGGCUGGACGCGAUUCUCUUCGCGCAUGAAUACAAACACAUUGGAUCUCCGAAUAUCUUUUCCACUAGCUCAGUCGAUGUCGAUCAGAAAACAAGAGACUCAGGCUCUCUUACCACCUUCCUGAUUUCCACGUUGCUGUUACCUGCACUGUUAGUUGCACCAGUAGAAAGAGACAUCCGGAUUAUCAACGUUGUAAAUCCCUUCUACGCUGCAGCCGCAGGAGUUCCUUUCUCCCCUUCAUUUUCCUAUGAACUAUCGUCGCCCACAUCCAGCUCUUUGUUCCUGCGUGAAGGACAUCGAUCCUUGCGAACAGUUGUUUUUACUCGACAUCUUCAGCGCGUCCUCGACGCUUUGCCCACCGCUACGCAAGUGCCACGUACUGAAGAGGGCACCAGCGCCGUCCCCGUUGUAAAUUCCAGGGUGCAGAAGUCGAAUAUCACCACCGCCAGCGUCUCUCCUGGUAUCAGCCGAGUCGACACCAUUUCCCCAUUGUUGAACGCAGAUUGGACCUCCUCGUUUGGAUACUCGUAUCUAGGAAUGAUCUUAUAUCUGACAUUCCAGCCUUUACUUCGUCUUUUCACGAAGUCUCCAACAGCUGCCAUGCAAACGAUUCUGCAUGCCCUCUUUCUGCCCACGCCAUUCAAGGUCCUUGCUCAAGCUACUCCGGGCACGACUGAAAAGAAGGAUACUAAAUCACAAGGACCUAUCGAAGCCUCACACCUCGAAAUGCCUGAAGAAGUGUUACGACCUGGGUCGCUAUACGCGGAUUGCGCCGUUGUCCAAGUCAAGGUCAAAAUGCCUGACGAGCUGCUAGAGGAAAAACACAGCCGUCAAGAUGUUAAGACACACCCGAAAGACAGCGGGAAGGCCAAGGGUAAACCAUCUUUGCAAGAGGAAGUAUUGGAGAUCGCUGACGAUGGAGAGUAUGGUGGGGAGCUUGGAGGUCGGUUGGUUUGGGAAGCUUGUGAGAGGGCUCUGAAGAUAUGGGAGAAGGAAAACCCUGGUCCACCACCGGAAGAAACCCCCAGACCCCAGAGUAAUCCUCAAGCAACAGCAACAAGGCCACUGGAAUCUGUGAAGGAAGAAGAGCCGGAGUCGGUAUAUUGA